This is a messenger RNA of Brassica oleracea var. oleracea, 536 nucleotides long. RefSeq names its product V-type proton ATPase subunit G3. Gene Ontology annotation, molecular function: proton-transporting ATPase activity, rotational mechanism. The transcript has 3 exons. Gene Ontology annotation, biological process: proton transmembrane transport. Gene Ontology annotation, cellular component: vacuolar proton-transporting V-type ATPase complex. The record is from RefSeq and is a predicted model, not a curated record. The coding region runs from base 82 to 429 and encodes 115 amino acids. Lineage: Eukaryota; Viridiplantae; Streptophyta; Magnoliopsida; Brassicales; Brassicaceae.
UCAACAGUUUCCAUCUCUGGCACCCAAAUUUGCAAAAGAAAUAAACACAAGUCUUCAUUAUCUUUGAGGAGAACAGAAGCCAUGGAUUCUUUAAGAGGCCAAGGUGGGAUUCAGAUGCUUUUAACUGCUGAACAAGAAGCAGGCCGGAUCGUUUCAGCUGCUAGGACCGCUAAACUAGCAAGAAUGAAGCAAGCCAAAGACGAGGCUGAGAAGGAGAUGGAAGAGUAUCGGUCCCGAUUAGAAGAAGAGUAUCAGACACAAGUUUCUGGGACGGAGCAAGAAGUAGCUGCAAAACGUUUAGAAGAGGAGACAGACGGCAGGAUCCAGAACCUUAAGGAGUCUAGUUCAAAGGUCUCUAAGGAGAUUGUCAAAAUGCUCAUCAAGUAUGUUACCACUACUGGAGCUAUUCUCAAUACACUCACCUCAUAGUUCCUUAUUUUGUUGCUACGUUACCAUUUUAUUUUAUUUUAUUUUAUUUUAUUUUGAGUUUUUCUUUCUAUUGCCAUGUGAUAUGCAAAACGACUUUGCAUUUACCU